Molecule: messenger RNA, 3270 nt
Organism: Symbiodinium pilosum
Lineage: Eukaryota; Dinophyceae; Suessiales; Symbiodiniaceae
Source: the annotation of a GenBank genome assembly
AUGCGUGGCCUAGCUGCCCCGCUUGAGUGUGAACGUGAACAGGAUCCUGCUGAUCACCUCAGGCGGCCACUGUUCCACAGCCCUUCGAUGCGAGGAGCUGCAUGCUCGCAGAAGGAGGCUUCUGUUGCUAGCCGCGACCAAUUCGUUGGCGCUUUGCACGUGGAGGAGACUAUGGUCGAGGAUUUCCAGCGCUUUAUCAGCGUUCUGAGACGCAACGGUUUCCACGAGGUUGAGCACCUCCUCACAUCGAAGCAGGCUCAAGGUUUCCCAGGUGGGCCACCGACGGAACUGACGGAACUAGUUGUUGACGGGCACAGUUUGUGGAACACUUGUGCCGAGGUGUUGCAGGCGUAUGAGAAUCGUGGUGGGCGUUUGCAGCAAGCUCUGCUUGGUGAGAGAACUGAGGACAGACGCAAGCGCGACGGUCGAGUUCAUAGUUUGCUCCAGGAGAACUCCAAGCUGCAGGAGGAGCUACAUGCGGUGAAGAGGUCACAAAGAACAUGCAGGAGUGCAGAGACGAGCUUCGGGUCCUCUCCGGCCCUGAGUUCCAGCCCAUGCCCAGGAAGGUCACCUUCACAGGCCUCAAACGAUCGGCAGCUUCAGGAGAUGGCGGCACGCGUCCAGAAGGCCGAGACUGCCGCGCGGCAACGUGAACGGGACAUCGAAAGAAUGAAGGGUCGCCUGGAGCAAGCCUUGGCAGAAGCGACCAAGCGCAAGGAGCGUGAGCGGUCUGCCCUGACAAAGUUCUCAAAGAAGGCCGGCCGCGAUGAUGCAGUGGAGGCAGUCAUAGCUCAUAAGGCGGCUGCGGAAGCUGCACAGGCUGAAGCAUCUUCGCUUAGGAAGCAGGUCCAUGUGCUUAGCUUUCAGCUCGAAGAGGCAGAAGACAAGCUUCGACGCAUGGAGGCUGUGGCAGAGCGUACGGUAUCUCGAUUGGUUGAGGAUGCUCCAGAGAAGAGCACAGGUGAUGCUGAAGCGCUAGCCGACGAACGCGAACGAAGAGCAGGCCUCGAGGAGCAACUGAAGGCAAGCCACCUGAUGUACUCCCAGCAGAUCAGCCAGCUCUCGGCUUCAUACCGACAAGCUGAGGACCAAGUGGUUCGGCUGAAAAGUGAACUACAGGACAGAGCUAGGGAGCCCAAGCGUUUGGACAGAAAGCUUCAGCAAGAGGUUCUGAAGCUUCGUGAAGAGCUGGCCGAGGUGCGCAAAGCUUGGAAGACUACAGAUACGCGGAGCCUCAUUCAACGAGAUAAGGAGCUUCGUCGUCUGGGUUUAGAUGCAAGUAGUUUGGAGGAUCACAUGCCAAAGUCCGACAUGGCAGCGAUAUUGGUUGAGCUUUGCAGGCUUGUGGAGGUUCGAAGCACAGCAGACGUUGUUGCAGAGGUGGGUCAGUUGGUUCGUCGCUGCAGGUCGUUGGAGGAUGCUGCAGCUGAUGCACGCACGCAAGCACGCAUGGAGCUAGCCGAGGGCGCGCUGCAGGCUCUGCAGGAGGGCUGGGGUCCCGUGAAACUUCGUGAGGCUCCUGGAAGGCUCGGAGAUGUUCUCGCAUUGGCCAAGAGGCAGCAAGCAGCUGCCAAGGAACUGGCCGCUUGCCUGCAGCUGCCUGAAAACGCCUCCAUCGAGCAAGCAACUCAAAAGACAAAAGAAGCAAUCCAGAGGCAGCGUGAGAACCGGGAGGCCUUGCAUGAGGUGGCUCGUGCUUUGCGGCUCCCUGAAGAUAGCUCCGCUGCACAAUUGUCUGAGAAGAUUGCGGAAGUAACAGAAGCGCACCGUGAAAGCGAGAAGGCUUGCAAGGCCAUCGCUGCUCACCUUCAGCUCCCGAACAGUGCUUCGCUCACGCAAAUCAUUGCAAGCUCCCAGAGUCUAGAAGCAUCGCAGCGUGAGAACCGGGAGGCCUUGCAUGAGGUGGCUCGUGCUUUGCGGCUCCCUGAAGAUAGCUCCGCUGCACAAUUGUCUGAGAAGAUUGCGGAAGUAACAGAAGCGCACCGUGAAAGCGAGAAGGUCUGGAAGGAAGUUUCCGAAGAUCUGAAGCUGCCACCAGGCGCAGAUCAACCCCAGAGGGUCGGAAGAAUCCUUGAGCUGAGUCUUGCGCAACGAAACAAUGAGCAGGUCUGGAAUGAAGUUGCCAGUGGACUGCGGCUUUCUGACAGAGCGUCUGUUGGCCAAUGCUUAGACAAGAUCACGGAGAUGGUGGAAACAAAUUCCGAACAGGUCGCAUUGUUGAAUCUGCUGUCGUCUACAAUGCGAUGCUCCAAAGUUGAACUUCACGCGUGCGCGGAGACGUUGGUUCACAGGUGUGACGAGCACGUUGCCGCCCACAGGAUUGUGGAUGCCCUUCAGGGAUUGCUGAGCGUCGACAGCGUUGCAGAGGUUUUGCCAGCGUUGAAGGAGGUCCUGGAUGUGGGGAGCCUGCGGCAGAAGGUAAUGAGAGCAGCAGCCGCUUCGCUGUACUCAGCCAAACUCAUCCAGGUCCUGGCCGGCGGCGGUUAUCUGGCUUCCAAUUCAGUGUACACAGUGGAUGCUGGCCACAUGUCUUUGAAGUACAGCAGACUUUCCGGCGUCGGAAACUCCACGUACAGGGAGGGCGUGCACUUCAUGAUUCCGUGGCUGGAGCGGGCCAUCAUCUUUGAUGUGCGAGCUAGACCGCACACCAUGACGUCACUCACAGGAAGCCGUGACUUGCAAAUGGUCAACAUUUCUCUCAGGGCUCUGUGUAAGCCGGACAUCGCCAAGCUGCCAGACAUCUACAGGAACCUUGGCUUGGACUUUGAUGAGAAGGUGUUGCCGUCCAUCAUCAACGAGGUGUUGAAGAGCGUCGUGGCGCAAUACAAUGCCUCGCAGCUCAUCACGCAGCGAGAGCUCGUUAGCCGAAUGAUCAGACAAAGGCUCAUUCAGAGGGCUUCCGACUUCGGCAUUCUCCUGGAUGACGUUGCUAUCACCCACUUGAACUUCAGCCCAGAGUACGAGAAGGCUGUGGAGCAGAAACAGGUAGCACAACAGCAGGCUGAACGUGCUCGGUACCUGGUGUUGAAGGCCCAGGAGGAGAAGAAGCGAACCAUCAUUCACGCCGAGGGCGAAAAAGAGUCUGCUAGGAUGAUUGGAGAUGCCAUCAAGGCCAAUCCAGGCUUCGUCGAGCUCAGAAAGAUUGCUGUCGCCAAAGAUAUCUCCAACUUGCUUUCCAAGUCUGCCAACCGUAUGGUGCUCUCCACAGAGUCGCUUCUGAUGAGCCUCAGCGAUGACAGCGACGGGAAGGCUCCGACCAAAAGGAAGUGA